Cryptotermes secundus is the source of this 1675-nucleotide messenger RNA. RefSeq names its product intraflagellar transport protein 57 homolog (gene IFT57). Gene Ontology annotation, cellular component: centrosome; cilium; intraciliary transport particle B. Lineage: Eukaryota; Metazoa; Arthropoda; Insecta; Blattodea; Kalotermitidae. Bases 255 to 1499 code for a protein of 414 amino acids. The record is from RefSeq and is a predicted model, not a curated record. The transcript is spliced from 9 exons. Gene Ontology annotation, biological process: intraciliary transport; non-motile cilium assembly.
GAAUUUUUAAGGGCGUGUGAUAAUUGUAUAAUAUAGAGCGACGUCAUAUAUCAAUGCAUUUGAUCUCUGAAUCGAGCCGAGUUGGUUUAAGUGAAACAUAGGUAGUAUAGAUAGUUUAGUUCGUUAAUACUGUGUAGCUAUUUCUGAGGUUAGAAAAGUCGCUAGUUAUAGUUUUUCCGUUAUUAAAUACAAAACUUUCAACUUUGUAAAGUUAGCAGCAUAAUAAGAGAGGAGGGUAGUGACAUGCCUGAAUUAUGUCACGAGAAGAACAGCAAUCACGUGAAGGAUUACAUACAUCAGAGCAAGCAGAUGGUGGUCCGGGUGCUGCUUAUAUGACGUUUGUUGUUAUGGAAGAGCUGUUGGAUAAAUUAAAACUCCUUAGGUACGAUCAGGAAUUCGUUAAAACUCUCAAGAUGAAGCCAUUAAAUAGACAUUACUUUGCACUCCAAACGAAUCCUGGGGAGCAGUUCUACUUAUUCACUUCUUUGGCAGCUUGGUUAAUCAGAAAGACAGGGAGACCAUUUGAACAGCCACAAGAAUAUGAUGACCCUAACUCCACAAUCUCUAGUAUUCUGGAUUCACUUAGACAACUUGGUGUAAGUGUGGAUUUCCCACCAAAUAAAUUGAAGCAAGGUUUUGGAGAACAUGCUCUUUUUGUACUGGAUCAUUUGGCAGAUGCUGCAUUGAAAAGUACCAAUUUUAUGUGGAAAAAACCUGAAUUAGUUGUGGAGGUAGAGGAAGAAGAUGAUGAAAUGGAAGAUGAAUCGGAAUUGCUGCUUGAAAAGGUGGAAGAAGAGAUGGCUGCAGAGGUCUCUGAUGAGGAAGAGGAGACACUUUUGCAUAUAGAUGAUCUACAGAACUUGCGCAUUGGGAAUAAGACUUUUACAGAUUCUCAGAAGCCUGAUGACAUCCUUGAGUCCACUACAAACAUUGAUGGAUGGAAGUUGGAACUGGAAAGGGUCUUACCACAGCUUAAAGUCACCAUUAAAACUGAUGCUCAGGAUUGGCGAACACAUCUGGAACAGAUGCAGAGACAUCGCAGUGGAAUUGAUGAAGCUUUGGCCACAGCCAAAGGCCAACUUGACAAACUCCAUUCAGAUAUCGAACUCACACUUGAGAAGAUAAGCAGCCGAGAAAAGUUCUUGAACAGUCAACUGGAGCCUUUGUUAGAUCAGUACAGAGCUCUACAGGAUGAAUUUGCACGUAUAAAUGAGCAGUACCGGGAAGUGAGUGGUGGUGUUACAGAGAGGUCACGUAUAUUGGCUCAGGUAACUGAGGAGCUGGAAUCUGUGAAACAGGAGAUGGACGAGAGGGGUUCCAGCAUGACUGAUGGAACUCCACUUGUUAACAUAAAAAAGGCAAUUUCACAAAUUAAGAGUGAGAUUACUGCAAUGGACGUGAGAGUGGGUGUGUUGGAACACAGCUUGCUGCAGGCUCGCCUUCGGGACAAGAAUCUGCUCCACCAAGAUAUGAACGCUCCACUUCAUGCUUUAGUCUAAUUCUGCAGUUCAGAAUGCAGCAACACAUGCACGCCUUCAUCAAACAAGGAUUUCUGUUUAGUCACACGUGCACAAAACUACACAUAAUGCAAUUUAUUACCAUAAAGUAAAAAAAAGUAAAGCUAUCCCUGUACCAGGCCCUGAAGGCCCAUAGGGUUGUGAGAUGUUGACAGUCC